GCUUCUCUGCUUUUUUUUUUAAAAAAAACAUAUAUAUAAAUAUAUAUAUAUAUAUGUAUCAUCUUUAAUCUAAACAGAAUAGUGGGUUUCCAUUAUCUUUUUCUCUGCAAAAACAUUGCUGAAGUUUGGAAUCUCUUCCUAGCUAUAGCUUUCUGGAAUCGAUUAAUUAAUUAAUCCAUUAAUUAUGAGGUCAAACAAGUUCAAAAUGGAAUUCUGUUUUUCUUUCUUGGACUUCCUAUUAGGCCAAAUCUUUCUCUUGUUGUUUUUAUGUUGAUAUAUAUAAAUAUGGAGUCUAAAACUAUUAAGAGCCUCUUCUUUUCUUCUUCCUCUUAAGAAUGCAGCUUUAUGGUAUUUUCAAUUCUUUUAGUUAAGCUCUCUGUCGAGUCUUCAAGUUUUUUUUUUUUUUUUUUCCGUCAAAUAUGUUUUCUCAAUUUAUUCUUUUACCUUUCUUUGCUAAAUUUCUCUAAUGGGUUUUUGUAGAUCUCUUUUCCCAAGCCUUCUAGUUACAAAAUUAACUCUGUUCUCUGGUUCUUUUUCAAGCUUUCUGUGUCUGAUAUUGUUUCAUUCAUCAGUUCUUAUCAGCUUCUAUUGCUCUAACCCAUUUCUUUAUUCUCCACUCUCUACACAGAAAUUUGAAAAAUUUUAAUGUAUUUCUUCCUGAAAUCAUCAGCAAACCAGUGUUAGCACCUCUCUUCUUUUGCUUUCUUUGUUGAUAAACUAUCCCAAGUUUGAAGUUCCAAACUUUGUGUUUUGCUUUCCAUGUGAAAGUUGAACAGCAUCCAUCAGCCAAAUUCUUUGAUAGGCGAAGAACCAGAUAACGAAAUUGUAACAAGCAUGAGUUCAUUAACAGGAUCAAAAGACACAUGGCAUCCACCCACGACUGCCAAUACAACCACCUCAAGCUACUGGCUCAACUGGAGAGUCCUGCUUUGCUGCAUCUGGUUAUUGCUCACUUUAAUCUUUGCAUCCACUCUUAUUUCAAAACAUGAAGGUUUUCGCAGAAGACGAGAUGAAAACGAAGAAGAUCAGCAAGACUCAGCAGGAACCUUGUUUGAGGAUGAAACUUGGAAGCCAUGCCUCAAAGGAAUUCACCCAGCUUGGCUUCUGGCUUUCAGGGUUGUUGCUUUCUUUGUGCUCUUGGUUAUGUUAUUUGUCAUUGUUCUUGCGGAUGGUGGCACCAUAUUUUACUACUACACUCAGUGGACUUUCACAUUAAUCACUUUCUAUUUUGGGCUUGGGACAUCCCUCUCCCUGCAUGGAUGUUACCAAUAUCACAAACGAACUAGGGGCGAUAGGGUUGGCAAUGUGGAGUUAGAUGCAGAACAAGGAAACAUUGACUCUACUGCAGUUGCUGAAAAUUCAAAUAAUGCAGCAAAAAGCUCCAACAGCCAUCAUCAUCAACCUCGACAACCAGCAGGCAUAUGGGGCUACAUUUUUCAAAUAAUCUUCCAGAUGAAUGCAGGCGCUGUUUUGCUCACAGAUUGUGUCUUCUGGUUCAUAAUUGUUCCAUUCCUGGAGAUCAAUGAUUAUAGGCUCAAUUUUUUGGCAAUUAAUAUGCAUACCAUUAAUGCUGUUUUUCUUUUUGGUGAUGCUGCUUUGAAUUGCUUGCGAUUCCCUUGCUUUCGGAUUGCAUACGUUUUUCUAUGGACAGUAACAUACACGAUAUUUCAGUGGGUUCUCCAUGCUUCUGUCAGGCUCUGGUGGCCAUAUCCAUUUCUUGACCUUUCUUCUUCAUUUGCUCCACUAUGGUACUUCUCUGUAGCAGUGAUGCAUAUCCCCUGUUAUGGCGCAUUUGCUUUGGUAAUGAAGCUAAAGCACCAUCUUCUGCUAAAAUGGUUUCCCGAGUCCUAUCAGUGCGUUAGGUAAUUUCGGAUACCUGUUUCAAGUUGUGGGAGAAAAUUGUGAUUUUCUUGGCAGAAGAUGGAACUAAAGAAUAGAGAAGAUGAGUUAUUGGAUCUUCUGCUGCAUAAACCAAGUUUUGCAGAAGAGUAGUGUGGAAAUACUGGUUGUAACUACAUAAUAAAAUUGUUGGUAAAAGUUAGUAGAGAAAUUUCCUACCCA
This is a messenger RNA of Carica papaya (papaya), 2061 nucleotides long. RefSeq names its product UDP-N-acetylglucosamine-N-acetylmuramyl-pyrophosphoryl-undecaprenol N-acetylglucosamine protein. Gene Ontology annotation, cellular component: membrane. NCBI's taxonomy places the organism in Eukaryota, Viridiplantae, Streptophyta, Magnoliopsida, Brassicales, Caricaceae. The record is from RefSeq and is a predicted model, not a curated record.